Messenger RNA from Sporothrix brasiliensis 5110, 2259 nucleotides. RefSeq names its product dolichyl-diphosphooligosaccharide--protein glycosyltransferase. Gene Ontology annotation, cellular component: membrane. Gene Ontology annotation, biological process: post-translational protein modification. The transcript has 3 exons. NCBI's taxonomy places the organism in Eukaryota, Fungi, Ascomycota, Sordariomycetes, Ophiostomatales, Ophiostomataceae. Bases 1 to 2259 code for a protein of 752 amino acids. The record is from RefSeq and is a predicted model, not a curated record. Gene Ontology annotation, molecular function: dolichyl-diphosphooligosaccharide-protein glycotransferase activity.
AUGGCGUCGACAUCGACGACGCCAAAUCCGAUUGGCCCUCUGGGCGAUGCCGGAAAGACCAGAAGUCUGCGGUCGGUGCUGCGCGUGGUGAUUCUCUUCCUCAUUGCCGCCGCCUCCGUGUCCAGCCGCCUGUUCUCUGUGAUCCGAUUUGAGAGCAUCAUCCACGAAUUCGAUCCUUGGUUUAACUUCCGCGCCACGAAAUACCUUGUCGCCAAUGGCUUCUACAGCUUCUGGGACUGGUUUGAUGACCGCACGUGGCACCCGCUCGGCCGUGUCACGGGUGGCACUCUGUACCCCGGCCUGAUGGUGACCAGCGGUGCCAUCUACCACGCCCUCCGCGCCCUGACCAUCCCCGUCGACAUCCGCAACGUCUGCGUCAUGCUGGCGCCCGCCUUCUCCGGCCUCACCGCCUAUUCGGCCUAUCUGCUGACCAGCGAGAUGACCACGUCGCCCUCCGCCGGUCUCCUUGCCGCCGCCUUCAUGGGAAUCACCCCCGGCUACAUCUCGCGCUCCGUCGCCGGCAGCUACGACAACGAGGCCAUUGCCAUCUUCCUGCUGGUCUUCACCUUCUACCUGUGGAUCAAGGCACUCAAGCUCGGCUCCAUGCUCUGGGGUGCCCUCUGUGCCCUCUUCUACGGAUACAUGGUGGCCUCGUGGGGUGGCUACGCCUUCAUUACCUGUCUGCUGCCGCUGCACGCCUUCGUCCUCAUCUGCAUGGGCCGCUACAGCACGCGCCUGUACGUUGCCUACACCACAUGGUACGCCCUUGGUACCUUGGCGAGCAUGCAGAUUCCCUUUGUCGGCUUCCUGCCCGUCCGCACCAGCGAGCACAUGCCCGCACUCGGCAUUUUCGGCUUCCUGCAGCUCCUGGCGUUCCUCGACUACGUGCGCUCCGUCGUCCCCACCCGCCAGUUCCAGACGUUCCUGCUGCUCUCGGCCUUUAGCGUCUUCUCCAUCGGUCUCCUGGGUCUCGUCAUUGCGACCACGGCCGGCGUCAUUGCACCCUGGAGCGGCCGCUUCUACUCGCUGUGGGACACCGGCUACGCCAAGAUCCACAUCCCCAUCAUUGCGUCCGUCUCCGAGCACCAGCCCACUGCCUGGCCCGCCUUCUUCUUCGACCUCAACUUCCUCAUCUGGCUGUUCCCCGCCGGCGUGUACCUCUGCUUCCAGACCCUGGCGGACGAGCAUGUCUUCAUCGUCGUCUACGCCCUGUUCGGCAGCUACUUUGCCGGUGUCAUGGUCCGUCUGAUGCUGACGCUGACGCCCGUCGUCUGCGUGGCCGCGGCCAUCACUGUGUCCUCGCUGCUCGACGGCUACCUCAACGCCAAGAGCCCCAGCCCGGCCGAUGUGGCUGCUGCCGAGGAGAAUGCCGACAAGAAGCCGUCCAAGGGUGGCCUCAAGUCGAUGAGCCGCCCCGUCGUCGGCGUCUAUUCGUUCCUGUCCAAGUCGUUUGUGACUGGCGCCGUUGUCAUUUACCUGGUCAUGUUUGUGGCCCACUGUACGUGGGUGACGUCCAACGCGUACUCGUCGCCGUCCGUCGUGCUCGCUAGCAAACUGCCCGACGGCAGCCAGCACAUUAUCGACGACUACCGCGAGGCCUACCAGUGGCUGCGCCAGAACACGCCCAAGGACGCCAAGGUGAUGUCUUGGUGGGACUACGGCUACCAGAUUGGCGGCAUGGCGGACCGGCCGACGCUGGUGGACAACAACACGUGGAACAACACACACAUUGCGACGGUGGGCAAGGCCAUGAGCUCGCGCGAGGAAGUUAGCUACCCGAUUAUGAAAGCGCACGAGGUCGAUUACGUGCUGGUUGUCUUUGGCGGUCUCCUGGGUUACUCGGGAGACGAUAUUAACAAGUUCCUGUGGAUGGUCCGCAUUGCUGAGGGCAUCUGGCCGGACGAGGUGAAGGAGCGGGAUUUCUUCACCGCGCGCGGCGAGUACCGGGUCGACGACGAGGCCACCGACACCAUGAAGAACAGCCUGAUGUACAAGAUGUCCUACUACAACUACCAGGCGCUGUUCCCGCCGGGCCAGGCCCAGGACCGCGUCCGUGGCUCGCGCCUGCCCGAGAAGGCCCCGACGCUCAACACCCUCGAGGAGGCCUACACCAGCGAGAACUGGAUCAUCCGGAUCUACAAGGUCAAGGACUACGACAACGUGGGCCGGGACCACGGCGCCGUUGCGUCCUUUGAGCAGGGCCACAAGAAGAAGAGGUCGACCAAGCGCAAGGGAGCCCGCGUCCUGCGCAUCGACUAG